UUCAUGUUCCUCUUCAACUCGAAACUGCUCACGAUGCUCUGGAUCUCCCCCGCAUUUCAUUCUUGACAUUUGUGACCCUCUUCUGGCUGGCUAGACGCAAUGAUCGUUGAUCACUCGAGAUCAGAUUGCAGUAAUUCCCUGUCAAUCUGCGCAUCCCGCCCAACCGUUUCUUCUUGUCCCCUAGGCUUUUACGUCUGCCAUCCGUUUCAUACCGCACCAGACGGCACUAGUACAUAAUGGCUGCCGUCACCUGACGCUAAAAGCACGGAAUCGAAUCGUGCCAUCCUUGUAAGUACUUAGUCUUUCCCUGCCAUUGCGCUUACAUACAGUGCUCGGUUCCCUCUCAUCUGCCUCUCUUCUCUCUUCCCACCUCCAUCUCCAGUGCCUAUCUCUAUGCUCGCCCUGCUCCCUCUUCUUCCGCUGUUGCCGCUCCUUGCGUCCGCCCAGACGACCGGCCCGACGAUUAACACGCCUGUGGCGGGCGGCAAACCAGGCGCAGCGCAGUGCGAGCCGCUUCUGAUACAGUGGACUGGUGGUGCCCCACCGUAUUUUAUGAGUGUUGAAAAUACCGACACUGCCUCGACUGUCGUGUCGUUUAACAACGUGAACGCCCUGCAAGAAACCUGGAUGGUGAAUGUUCCAACGGGCACCAAUCUUCUUCUUACCGUAAAAGACUCGAGCGGGACGACGGGGUCGAGUGCGCCGUUCCAGGUUGUUCCAGGAGCGGGAGAUUCUUGCCUGACGUCCAGUGGACCGCCCACAACGCCCGCAUCGGCCCCAGCGUCGUCAUCCUCGACCGCCGCUUCGUCGGCUGGAUCCGCUCCCAGCUCCAACACUGGCACUGGGUCCGCCACCACACAAGCGGCCGGUACCACCGCCGCCCCUCCCGUAGCGUCGACGGCCCAGCACACUUCCACAGGAUCCGCGGCCAGCGCCUCUGCCCGUCCCUCGCAGACCGGUGGAGCCGAAAAGACUGUUCGUGCGGAUGUGGUUGUCGGUAUCUACGCAGCUGUUGCUAUGGCUGGAUACGUGUUCUUUUGAAUCGGUUCUUGAUAUCUCCUACUACCUACAUGAUAUCAUGCAUUACUUGUCGUAUUGAUUGCUCGCAAUGAGAUCUUGUUUCCUCUGCGCACACCCGAGGUACACGCAUAUCCGCAACGAGGGAACUCACACAUAGGAUUACAAACCGGCCAAAAUGUCCGCAUCUUUGUACACGACCGCCAGAUCCGCCAGAUCUUUGCGCAGGAUCUUCGUGAGGUGCUGGAGCCCGGCCUGCUGCUCAGAAAGCACCAUCGCGAUCCGUGCCAGCCCGUCCUCGUCAACGACCUUCCACUCGGCACCUCCGGCCUGAUUCCGACCCGCCGCAGCGCCCAAGGCACCGACCAGGGCCCACAGCUCGCCCAGCUUUCCGCGUAGUCUGCCAGACCCGUUCCCCUUCCCGUUCGCAGCCCCCAGUCCCAGCUCGUCUCGGAGCUCGUCGAGCCACCCGCGCACGGUCUCCUCCUCCGCGCGCAGGCCAGAUGAGCGCAGCGCAGGGAUGAGCAGAUGCAGAUGCGUCACGAGCGCCAUGAUGCGCUGCAGGAGGUGCACCUGCUCGCCUGAGACCUUCGCAAGCCGGGCGCGGUUCUGCGCUUGGUGUGUUAUCAGCGUCGCCAGGCGCUUUUGGAUCUCCUCCAUGUGCUUCGCCUGGCCCGCCGCCUGCGUGCCUUGGGCGUCGACGCGCUGUCUCAGAUCGUCGAAGGACGUUGCGAGCGCGGGCACCAGGCUAGAAGGGAAAGUGCAAGUGGAAGUGAGUAGGUGUGUUUCGAUCGGGGACAGGUGGGCACACGCACGUAGCUGGAUCGGGGUUAUCUCG
Mycena citricolor is the source of this 1855-nucleotide messenger RNA. Lineage: Eukaryota; Fungi; Basidiomycota; Agaricomycetes; Agaricales; Mycenaceae. The record is from the annotation of a GenBank genome assembly.